Molecule: messenger RNA, 1241 nt
Organism: Gilbertella persicaria
Lineage: Eukaryota; Fungi; Mucoromycota; Mucoromycetes; Mucorales; Choanephoraceae
Product: Septin-type guanine nucleotide-binding (G) domain-containing protein
Exons: 3
Coding region: 241-1236 (331 amino acids)
Biological process (GO): cytoskeleton-dependent cytokinesis
Cellular component (GO): cytosol; microtubule cytoskeleton; septin ring
Molecular function (GO): molecular adaptor activity; GTP binding; GTPase activity
Source: RefSeq, a predicted model, not a curated record
ACAUGCAUGUACUUAAAAUUGAGCAACAACUACAAAGCCCAUAUCUUUUAUAUAUACAAAUAGAGCCAAAUCGAAUUAUGCUAUUUAUAUACAUCUUUAUCGGAGACUUGGAUUAGCAUAGAUCUGAUAUAGACAGUUGAUUUCAAAACUGUCAAGUUAACAAACAAGUCCAAACCUUAAUUCAAUAUAAAGCUAUCAAUUAUACACUCUUUUUAUCGUUUCUUUUUCACAUAAAACAAGAUGUUGUAUAAUGUUUAUUCUGAAAAGAUGUCUAUUCGUACCAAAUCUAAAAAAGAUCCGAUUUCCUAUUUCAAUAUCAUGGUUGUAGGUGCCUCAGGUUCCGGGAAAACAGCCUUUGUACGAACUCUUUGUGAAACACUGAAAAAUGAGGUGAUUGAAGGUUCCUAUAAAGAAUCUAAGCCCAUGGCACUUAAGAACUCACUUGAGCCUACAGAAGGACUCUAUACUGUCUCCAUGCAAAUAGAAAAAGAAGGACAGCGUACUGCUCUUACAGUGAUUGACACACCAGGUUUUGCAGCUGGAUUUGCUAUUGACCACCAUCUCAGCUAUAUUGCUAAAUACAUCGACUAUCAAUUUGCUCGUACAUUGACAGAAGAAACUAAAGUUAGAAGAGAUGCCAAAGCACACGAUACACAUAUCCAUGCCUGCCUUUACUUUGUUGAUACAAGUCAAGUCAAAGGAUUAAGCGAAACUGAUAAAUACAUCUUCAAAUUCCUGAGUUCCCGUGUCAAUGUGAUCCCUAUCAUUGGCAAAUCAGACACACUCACAGCCACUCAACGUACACUGCUUCAGUCUUCACUAAGGUCAGAAAUUAUAGAGACGCUUCAGGUGCCUGUUUAUGGUUAUAUCGAUAUGGAAGAACAAGACUCAACUCAGACUCAGAUGGAAAAGAUAAAGACACUCCUUCAAACAUGUGUAGAAGAAGACCAUGACGAGGAAGCAAGCGCUAUGAUUGACUACCUUGACCAAUUCCCUUUCAGUGUGUUUAGUUUUGAACAUGAUCCUUAUACAGGUCAUCCUAUUCAAAUGGGAAGAAGAUAUCCUUGGGCAACUGUUGAGUGUUGUAAUCCCAAACAUUGUGACCUUGUAUCCUUGAUAGACAUGUUGCUUGUUAAACAUAAAGAUAUGCUUAGAAUGGACACAUUUGAACGGUUUUAUGAACAAUACCGCACAGUCCAUUUGAUGAAUACACAAAAGAAUAAGAUGUUUAAAUAAUAAAG